This is a messenger RNA of Seriola aureovittata, 2018 nucleotides long. RefSeq names its product GTPase IMAP family member 9-like. Lineage: Eukaryota; Metazoa; Chordata; Actinopteri; Carangiformes; Carangidae. The transcript has 2 exons. The record is from RefSeq and is a predicted model, not a curated record. The coding region runs from base 386 to 1378 and encodes 330 amino acids. Gene Ontology annotation, molecular function: GTP binding.
AUGCAUUCAUUUUCUCCAUCAAAGCACUUUAAAUCAUAGCUAUUUAAAGUAAAAGUUUUACUGUUCAAUACUUUUAUUCCACUAAUCAUCUUCUAGGAAAAAGAUUUAGACCAUUGAACCUGUGAAACUUGAACUACAGGAUCAGUGUCCUGCCCUUGUGACAUUCACUGCUCACACUUUCACUUUCAGUCUCCUGGUUAUAAUGUGUGUUUCUCAACAGCUACACAGCAGCAGGAAGAGGGCUGAGGAGAGAACCAAUCAGAGCAACGAAACUUCACAAAGACCUUAGAAAAACUUUAUACUUUAGAAAAACACUGACACUAUAUUUAGCAGCUUUAGUGAUAACACAUCAGCUUCAUCUGCUUCUGCCGUGACCCCUGACAGCAUGCCUGGUCCAGAACAAAAGGAUGGGGAAGAAGAGGUAAAGCCCCGGAGGAUCAUGCUUCUUGGGAAGAGUGGAGCAGGCAAGAGCUCGAGCGGGAACACGAUCCUCGGUAAACAGGCGUUUAAAUCAGACAUGAAGCUGACGAGAGUCACUCGACAUUGUGAAAAGGGUGAUGUGGAAGUUGAGGAAGUGCCUGUUACUGUGAUCGACACACCAGGGCUUUUUGAGAAAGAUGGUGACCAGAAGGAAAUAACUGGAAAGAUUCUGCAGUCUGUCAGAUUCCUUGAACCAGGACCUCACGCCUUCGUAUAUGUAGUCCCAUUAGGAAGGCUGACUCAGGAAGAUCAAAAUACCAUCUCUCUGAUCCAAACAAUGUUUGGCCCGAGAGUGUGGGACUACACCAUUGUGCUGUUCACCCACGGGGAUCGUCUGCAAGGAAAAACAAUAAAUGACAUCAUCACCGAGAGUGAUGACAACCUCCGCAACUUCAUACGUAAGUGUAGUGGCGGCUUCCAUGUCUUCAACAACAAAAACCCAGAGGACCUGGACCAGGUGACCGGCUUCAUGGCAAAGAUCCAGACCCUGGUCGCCCUGAAUGGAGGGAAACAUUACAACAAAAAGCUGUAUCCCACAAAAGAGAGGAACAUCAGGGAAAGACAGGAGAGAAUCCUGAAGGAGAAAGAAAAGGAAAUCACCAACACGGAGAAGCAGCUGGAGCAGCAUUACAAGGGGGAGGAGCUGGAGGAAAUGAGGAAGGAUCUGUGGAGAAAAGAGGAGGCAGCAGCAAGACUGGCUGCAGAGAAGCAGGGCAUAUACGUGGUCCUGUCACUGUUAGUGCUAGCAGUGGUUGUGCUGAUCACUGGUUUAGCUGUUUGUUCGGAAGCAGCUGUGGGGCUGAUUGUGGUAAUAAUCACUUGGAUUUUCUUUAAGGGUUUUCCAACAUUUUUCAGAAAAAUACCUAGCUUUCGAAGUAUACUGAAUAAGAUCUCUUAGCUUUCUUGUUCCUCUGUGAAUAAGGGGGGUUGGGUGAACAAUUGAGGAGGGGGGUGAGGUGGAGGGUUCAGGGUCACAUACUGUGUACAGGUCAGAACCAGUGGUAGAUGAUAGUUUGACAGUUAUCAGGGGAAACUGUAUCUGUCGGUUCUAGACCUCAUUUGACUUUUCUCUGACCUGAUGUAUAAUCUGAAAUCGAUCUGUUUUCCUGUUUGACUUGUUAUAAAUGAUUGAUCAAUGCUUUUAAUCUGCUGAUGAACGCUUUCAUUCUGUUUCCUCAUGCUCCAUUACAGCUGUUCGUUUGUCACAACAUAAUACGAGACAUCUAAUGUGAUAUUUCAUCUUUUCCUCUCAUUGUAUUCUAAUAGAUUAGAGAUUGAGCCAUGUGAUGCUUUACUCUUUCUUUUAUUACAGUUUAAAUUGGUUUGAAGUCUGGCCUCUAACUAAUUUAAUCUCCUUAUAAUUGAUUGCUCAUUUAUUAAUGGUUGACCACUGAUUACUCUAGACAAUAACUGAUCAACUGAUUGUUGAUUAGUCGGUAUUUUGACUUUCUCUCACAGUUUGACAAAUGUUUUGGCAUUUGUUCCACACAUAUAUUCAUGUUUCUGAUAUCCGUUGGAAAUAAAUGCUAAUUCUCUAA